Molecule: messenger RNA, 2396 nt
Organism: Corticium candelabrum
Lineage: Eukaryota; Metazoa; Porifera; Homoscleromorpha; Homosclerophorida; Plakinidae
Exons: 12
Coding region: 11-2293 (760 amino acids)
Source: RefSeq, a predicted model, not a curated record
UAGACCCUGCAUGUCCACUAUGCGGUGCUCCGUUGUUUUAAUGUUUCUAGUACUUCUCCACCAGGAAGUGGCUCUAGAAACCAAUGUAUCCAGCGUUCAACUUGCCGUUGAGGCAACCAGUGGGGCAUUCACAGUAUCAAUCGACCAAACGACUUGGUUCACUAGCGGACCCGUCGCUGUACACCUUAAUGGUGCCUGGGCAUCUACUGAAGACGGCAGUCUAACUCUUCAAACUCACCGUGUUUACAAUGGAUAUGACGCUUGGGGACGGCUCUCUGCGACAGAGCUAACGUGGAAAGCUAAAGGAGGCGUAAUGUUUUACACUGUGUACAAGGAGUAUCUUGAAGUGCCUGCAGUCGCGUUUGAACAAAUUUACCCAGAUGGUGCCGUAAACACGUCUGUAGGCGGGCCACUGAUGAGCAGCUUUCCAACUGUCAAUAUAAAUGGCGUAGAAAAAGAUCAAAAAGGAUACCUCACAUAUUCAGAUAACGUGGCAGCACACGUCAGUGUUGGUGACUGGAGCAAUGCUGAAUUGAUUCCUGGUGGUGGUCCUGGAGGUUUUCCUCUGGUUGUAUUUGAUAGAAAGACUAAGACUGCUGUCGUCAUGUCACCAGCCAGUCAAUUCAUGGCAGCAUCACAGGGUGUGUGGAAGGGAAUGAAUGGACAUAAUUACUUAGGGUUUGGAUUGUUAGGAUCAAUCACCCAGAUUCCCUUAGAAUUUCAUUAUGAGACAGUAUUCUAUGUUGGAGCCGGAACAAAUGCAGCCAUGGAGAACUGGGGAAAGCUAAUGAUGCUUCGCUAUGGAAAAGAUGAUUCUUUUCGUCAAGCUGAUUUUUCUAUCAACUAUGUUGGGUACUGGACAGACAAUGGUGCAUGUUACUAUUACGAUUCCGACAAGGACAAUUAUGAGAACACUCUUAUUGCAGUAAAGAACUAUGCUGACGAUGUUGGCUUGCCAUUUCGAUACUUGCAGAUUGAUUCUUGGUGGUAUUUUAAAGGCAAUGCCAAUGGUGUGAAGAACUGGACUGCUAUGCCUGACGUUUUUCCUCGUGGAAUUGAGUAUCUUCACAACAUGACUAGUUGGCCUAUAUUUGCUCACAACAGAUACUGGUCUACAAACACUGACUAUGCAAAACAGAACGGUGGCCAGUUUGACUUUAUUGUGGAAUCUAAUGCUGCACUACCAGUUUCUGCAGAGUUUUGGGAUUACCUAAUAUCAUCUUCAAAACGCGAAUGGAAUCUGUUUGUUUAUGAACAAGACUGGCUUGAUACCGAGUUCAAUACACUAAAGGCGUUGCAGGAGAAUGCCACUCUUGGUCGCAUGUGGCUUAGGCAAAUGGGUCAAGCAGCUCAAAAAUAUGGUCUCACUAUCCAGUAUUGUAUGCCCUAUCCAAGGCACCUUCUACAAAGUCUGGAAGUUCCUGCAGUUACACAGACAAGAGCCAGCAACGACUACACUGCUGGAAAUACUCAGUGGAGGAUUGGUGACACAAGCAUUUUGAAUCAUGCUGUUGGCUUGGCACCAUUCAAAGAUAACUUUUUUACUAAUUCAACUCAGCCAGCAGGUUGCCAUUCAACUCAUCAGGAACCAUAUCCACUUCUUCAAGCAGUCGUUGCCACAUAUUCUACCGGGCCAGUUGGUCCUAGCGACCACAUUGAUGCCGUCGACAAAACCAUUGUCAUGCAGACAUGUACAUUAGAUGGACAAAUACUGAAGCCGACUAAACCAAUGAGGACCAUUGACAGGUCAUUUAUACAGAGAGCAUUUGGCUCAGGUGGACCAUCUGGAGAAGUGUGGACAACACAUAGCCAAGUAUCUGGUCUUCAUUGGCACCAUGUGUUUGCUGCAGAUCUUGUAUCAGAAUUUUCUUUUUCACCUAAUGAUCUACUGGAUUUUCAUCCUCCGACACAAUCUCCCACAUCCUGGGUUGCCUACCCUCACAACAUGUCUUCAAAUCCAAUACCGUUUGAUCAGUCUCAUCCGAUCAAGUUGCCAGUAUGUGGUCGAGCAGACUUUGGUCUGUGGCACAUUGCACCUAUGUUGGAAAAUGGAUGGUUUCUCUUGGGUGAACUUGAUAAAUUUGUUCCAGUGUCUCAACAGAGGAUCAUUUCGAUUGCUACAACUAACAUAGAGAUCCAAGUGGAGCUGGCAGGCGUGCCUGGUGAACAGGUUUCAAUUUCCUUCUGGAAUCCAUCUUCCUCGGCAUCUGGUGGAAAAGUGAUGAAACAUGCAUGUAUCAUCUCAGGAGGUGGUUUGGUCACCCUAGCGGCUCCGGAAGGCACUUGCAGCUAACUUUGCACAUCUAGUAUGAUUUGCAUAAACAAGUUUGCUGUGUUACCUUAGUUUUUGCGGUGAUGUUCUCUUGAUGUAAACGACGUUUGUUAGCUAUGCAUAA